Meloidogyne enterolobii is the source of this 429-nucleotide messenger RNA. The record is from the annotation of a GenBank genome assembly. Lineage: Eukaryota; Metazoa; Nematoda; Chromadorea; Rhabditida; Meloidogynidae.
AUGGUCAAUGCAAGACAUAUAGAAGUUCAAUUAAUUGGGGACCAUUACGGCCAAGUAAUUCCAAUAUUUACCCGUGAUUGUUCAAUACAGAGGCGUUGUCAAAAAAUAAUAGAAGAAGCCCCAGCAGGUAUUGCCUCCCCAGAAAUUCAACGGCAAAUGCAAAUGGAUGCGGUCAAUUUGGCUAAAAAAGUUGGUUAUGUUAGUGCUGGGACUGUUGAGUACAUGUAUCUACCAUCAGAACAAAAAUAUUAUUUUUUGGAAUUAAAUCCACGUUUACAAGUAGAACAUCCAUGUACUGAAAUGGUUGCAAAUAUAAACAUUCCAGCUAUACAACUUCAAAUUGCUAUGGGUAUACCUUUACAUAGAAUAACUGAAAUUCGUCUUUUUUAUGGAAUGGAUAGAUAUGGGUAUAUGUUUUAUUUUUUAUAA